This is a messenger RNA of Ilyonectria robusta, 2133 nucleotides long. Its product is annotated as acyltransferase ChoActase/COT/CPT. Gene Ontology annotation, cellular component: mitochondrion; peroxisome. The transcript is spliced from 3 exons. Gene Ontology annotation, biological process: carnitine metabolic process. The record is from RefSeq and is a predicted model, not a curated record. The coding region runs from base 228 to 2057 and encodes 609 amino acids. Gene Ontology annotation, molecular function: carnitine O-acetyltransferase activity. Lineage: Eukaryota; Fungi; Ascomycota; Sordariomycetes; Hypocreales; Nectriaceae.
CCUCCACCAAAUAGCACCGGGCAACCGGGGUUUUUGGCACGGGUCGUGGUGGUGCGGGUGCCCGCGAUGGUCGGUGGCAUGGGUACCUCUCGAGCUACUCAUCUCCGUUUCUUGGCCUGCCUGCUCUUACUAGAAUCCCCGACUACCCGGCUCCAUUUCUUCGCCCGGCCCGUUCUUCAUCUUGCUGUUUCUCGAUACUGACUUCAUCUCUGGCGCAGACUCUCAUCAUGGCCCCAACCAAGCGCGCCAGUAGCUCUAUUCCUAAGGGCUAUGCCGAGGACAAUUCAAAGGGCCCCAUGCUGAGGUUCCAGGACUCCUUGCCCCGGCUGCCCGUGCCUUCCCUCGACGAGACCGCCAAGCGCUAUCUCAAGACCCUCCGCCCUCUCCUCUCUCCCGCCGAGUAUGAGGCCAGCGAGAAGGCUGUCCAAGAAUUCAUUCGCCCUGGCGGCGUUGGCUCCAAGCUCCAGGAGAAGCUCACCGCCCGCCGUGAGGAUGCCAACACCAAGAACUGGAUCUACGAUUGGUGGAAUGAAGCCGCCUACCUGGCGUAUCGCGACCCAGUCGUUCCCUACGUCAGCUACUUCUACUCACACCGAGAUGACCGCCGUCGUCGAGACCCCUCCAAGCGUGCUGCUGCCAUUACCACCUCGGUUCUUGAGUUCAAGAAAAUGGUCGACGCUGGCACCCUCGAGCCAGAGUACAUGAAGAAGCUCCCCAUCUGCAUGGACAGCUACAAGUGGAUGUUCAAUGCCUCUCGCGUCGCUGCCAAGCCCGCCGACUACCCUGUCAAGUUCUCCCCUGACGAGCACAAGCACAUCAUCGUCAUCCGCAAAAAUCAGUUUUUCAAGAUUCAGCAUGAGGUCGAUGGCAAGCAGCUCAACACCUCGGAGCUAGAGCAGCAGUUCAAGCGUGUGUACGAAGCUGCUUAUCGUGUUCCCGCUGUCGGCGCUCUGACCUCGGAGAAUCGCGACAUCUGGACCGAUGCCCGUGAGAUCUUGCUGCAAGCCAGCCCCAAUAACAAGGCUGCCCUCGAAGCCAUCGAGGCAGCCUCGUUCGUUGUUUGCCUGGACGAUGCCGCCCCUGUCACCUCCGAGGAGCGUGCCCACCAGUACUGGCAUGGCGACGGUGCCAACCGAUGGUAUGACAAGCCGCUCCAGUUCAUUGUCAAUGACAAUGGCACUUCUGGCUUCAUGGGCGAGCACUCCAUGAUGGAUGGAACCCCUACCCACCGCCUAAACGACUACGUCAAUGACCUAAUCUUCGGAAACAAGCUCGACUUUUCUGACCCGAGCAUCCGCUCCAAUCUCCCUGAACCUCAGCUUGUUAAGUUUGACAUCGACCAAAAGGUUCAGACUGAGAUUGACCGUGCCACCAAGGACUUCCACGACGUCAUCUCCCAGCACCAGCUUGCCGUCCAGGGUUACCAGGGCUACGGCAAGGGUCUCAUUAAGAAGUUCAAGUGCUCUCCUGAUGCCUACGUCCAGAUGAUCAUUCAGCUGGCCUAUUUCAAGAUGUACGGCAAGAGCCGUCCUACAUACGAGUCUGCUGCUACUCGACGCUUCCAGCUCGGCCGCACUGAGACGUGCCGGACCGUGUCUGAUGAGUCGGUGGCCUGGUGCCAGGCCAUGGAGGACGGCUCGUUGGACGACAAGACACGUGUGGACCUCUUCCGAAAGGCCAUCAACGGCCACCUCGAGUACAUUACCGCUGCCUCCGAUGGGAAGGGUGUCGAUAGACAUCUCUUCGGACUCAAGAGGCUCCUCGAACCCGGCCAGGAUGUGCCCUCCAUCUACAAGGAUCCUGCCUUCGCCUACUCUGCUUCUUGGCACCUGUCCACCUCUCAACUGAGUUCCGAGUUCUUCAACGGCUACGGCUGGAGCCAAGUCAUUGACGCCGGGUUCGGCAUUGCGUACAUGAUCAACGAGAACAGCCUGAACUUCAACGUCGUUUCCAAGGGUCUGGGAAGCGAUCGAAUGAGCUACUACUUGAGCGAAGCUGCCAGCGAGAUGCGCGACCUACUCAUUCCCACCCUUGAGCCACCCAAGGCUAAGCUGUAGAGUUGGGGAUUCAUAUUUAUGUAGACAGACGGUUGGCGCCAUCCAUAGUCGAUGUGCGCGGAAGGAGUUAUUCUAG